UAUCGCUCCAUCUAAAACCGACACUUAUAUGUGAUACUAAAAAAGUGAAAAGCAUAUGCUUUGUUUUUCCCCAAUCUACCCUCUCUCCCACUCAUCGUCUCUCUCUCAUGGAGAACCAGAAGCGCCAUGAACAGCAAACUACCUCCAUGAGAAAGAACUUGAAGCGAAAAUUGGAACAAGACUUCGAGGAAGAUCGCCAGAUCGUCUCUCUCUCACCUCUUGACGCUCAUCAACAUCUUGUUCGCGAGAUUACUACGCAGCUGAACGUCCUCGACUCCAUUUUCUCGUGGAUCGAAGCAGAUCGAGCCUCCUCCAAGCGCGCAAUUCAUGUCCUCUCUGAACUCGCCAAGAACGAGGAAAUUGUAAAUUUGAUUGUUGAUUGCGGAGCAGUUCCGGCUCUGGUGAGGCAUCUUCAAGAACCGCCACCGUCGAGGGAAGGCGACAGUGGUUCGAAGCCGUAUGAGCAUGAGGUCGAGAAAGGAAGCGCUUUCACGCUUGGACUCCUCGCCGUAAAACCGGAGCAUCAGCAACUCAUAGUGGAUGCUGGAGCUUUGCCUCAUCUUGUGAAUCUGUUAAAAAGGCACAAGGAUGGUCAAAACUCCCGAGCAGUCAAUGGUGUUAUCAGGAGAGCAGCUGAUGCGAUCACUAACCUUGCUCACGAGAACAGCAGCAUUAAAACCCGUGUUAGGAUUGAAGGUGGCAUCCCACCCCUUGUUGAAUUGCUUGAGUUCGUUGAUAUGAAGGUGCAGCGAGCAGCUGCAGGGGCCUUGCGAACUCUUGCCUUUAAAAAUGAUGAAAACAAAAAUCAGAUUGUGGAAUGCAACGCUCUGCCUACUCUUGUUCUAAUGCUUCGAUCUGAGAAUACUGCCAUACAUUAUGAAGCGGUUGGUGUGAUUGGUAAUCUUGUCCACUCAUCCCCAAACAUUAAGAAAGAAGUUCUUCUCGCUGGAGCGUUACAGCCUGUUAUUGGAUUACUCAGUUCCUGUUGUUCAGAGAGCCAAAGGGAAGCAGCUUUAUUACUUGGGCAAUUUGCUGCAACUGAUUCAGAUUGCAAGGUGCACAUUGUUCAAAGAGGUGCUGUCCCACCAUUACUUGAGAUGCUUCAAUCUCCAGAUACACAGCUAAAGGAAAUGUCAGCUUUUGCACUAGGGAGGUUGGCACAGGAUACACAUAACCAAGCUGGAAUUGCCCAUGGUGGUGGUAUUGUUCCAUUAUUGAAACUUCUCGAUUCAAAAAAUGGAUCUCUGCAACAUAAUGCUGCAUUUACUCUUUAUGGCCUUGCAGAUAAUGAGGACAAUGUUGCAGAUCUUAUCAGUAUUGGGGGUGUUCAGAAACUUCAAGAUGGAGAAUUCAUUGUCCAACCAACUAGGGAUUGUGUAGCCAAAACAUUAAAAAGAUUAGAGGAAAAGAUCCGUGGACGAGUGUUGAGCCAUUUGUUGUACUUAAUGCGAGCAGCAGAGAAGAGUAUUCAAAUAAGAGUUGCUUUGGCUCUUGCUCAUCUUUGUUCACCCGAUGAUCAAAAAACAAUUUUUAUUGAUAGCAAUGGACUAGAGUUGCUUUUGGAGCUUCUUGAAUCAACAAACCUAAAGCAGCAACGAGAUGGUUCAGCAGCUUUGUACAAGUUGGCUAAUAAGGCCACUUUACUGUCUCCCGUGGAUGCAGCUCCUCCGUCACCAACUCCACAGGUAUAUUUGGGUGAACAAUAUGUAAACAAUCCCACUCUAUCUGAUGUUACAUUUUUAAUUGAAGGUAAACGGUUCUACGCCCACAGAAUUUGUCUGCUUGCUUCUUCUGAUGCAUUUCGGGCAAUGUUUGAUGGUGGUUACAGGGAGAAGGAUGCCAAAGAUAUAGAGAUUCCUAAUAUUAGAUGGAAUGUUUUUGAGUUGAUGAUGAGAUACAUAUACACUGGUUCAGUCGAUGUCAAUUUGGAUAUUGCGCAGGAGCUUCUCAGAGCCGCCGAUCAGUAUCUCUUGGAGGGGCUCAAGCGGCUCUGCGAGUAUGCCAUUGCACAGGAUAUUUCAGCGGAAAACAUUUCACUCAUGUACGAGUUAUCAGAGGCUUUCAAUGCUUUGUCAUUAAGACAUGCGUGCAUCCUGUUUAUUUUGGAGAAGUUUGACAAAUUGAGUGCCAUGCCAUGGUACCCUUUUCUGAUUCAGCGAACUUUGCCGGAGAUACGUAAUUACUUUGGAAGACUGCUUACUAGGCCCGUACAAGUUGACUUGCGGCUUUAGACUGUUGGAUCUUAGUUUUGUCGUGGAUUAGUCUCGGUUUCACCAUUGAUUGGUAUGACACAGUUUUACUGAAUGUACAGAUAGUUGUAGUCCCGUCGUGGUUGGGCAAAUGGAUUGAUCUGGAAGCUUUUUUUGUAAUUCCUCACUUGAUGCAAAUUCCAGAUUUUUGUGGCAGUUAUUUUUGAAUUGGUGGCAUCUUCGAACGGUCUUUUUGAUGGCAUCAUUGUGAAUAUUCCGAGUUGUAUAAUUUCAGUUGUCGUGCUAAACAUUCCAUUCAUUCAAAAUGGUUCUAUUUCAAGUGAUGGAUUGAUUCA
Messenger RNA from Cornus florida, 2545 nucleotides. RefSeq names its product ARM REPEAT PROTEIN INTERACTING WITH ABF2-like. The transcript has 19 exons. The coding region runs from base 108 to 2231 and encodes 707 amino acids. NCBI's taxonomy places the organism in Eukaryota, Viridiplantae, Streptophyta, Magnoliopsida, Cornales, Cornaceae. The record is from RefSeq and is a predicted model, not a curated record. Gene Ontology annotation, molecular function: protein binding.